This is a messenger RNA of Lecanosticta acicola, 1992 nucleotides long. The record is from the annotation of a GenBank genome assembly. NCBI's taxonomy places the organism in Eukaryota, Fungi, Ascomycota, Dothideomycetes, Mycosphaerellales, Mycosphaerellaceae.
AUGUCGCCGUCGAGUACACCGCACCACACCUCCUCACUGCCCCCGUGGCACUUCCCCUUUGGCCCUUCCUCGCGCUUCCACGAGCGCGAGAAGGUCCGUCCCCAGCACUCGCGCUUCAAGAGCGCAUACACCCCCACCGCCCCGGUGUUGUCGACCGAGGCCCGCGCCCACCGCCGAGCCCACACCAACAAGAAGAGCAUCAGCAGCAUCUCGAGCACCUCCAGCCCGUCCGCGAGCGAAUACUCGCGCAGCCCGCUCUCCCGCUUCUCCAGCUCCAGCUCCGGCAAGAUGCCGAACUACAGAUACGUGAAUGUGGUGGAGCAGCCGACCACACCCGCCAAAACCUCACGUCGCGCAUCUUCCCUCCAAAACUCACCUUUCUCCGACUACUUCACCGACGACGCCCGCAGCAUCGACAGCACAGUUCCCUCCACCGAGACCAAACAACUUCUCGUCAGGAUGAACAGACUGCAGUCGCAACUCAUGCGCGACCAGUCCGAGACGGGUCGCGAGGCCAUCAAAAUGGUCGGGAAGACUCUGGAUACUCUGGAGAGGGAUCUGGCAGCGCUGUACACCCAGUCGCGCGCGCCGUUCGGAGUGGACGAGAGCGUGGAAGACUCGGCAGUCUUCAUGGACGAGGAAGAGCCCGAGAGCAAGGCCGCUCUUGCGCCCACUACCAAUGUACAAGUUGUUUCGGAGCCGUACAUGCAUGGACUGAAUCGCGGCAGCGUGGAAGAGCCGCCAGAGCCAGUCACCAUUCAGCAGUACAAGGCCGAGCGCGACUGGUUUGUCCUCAACAUGCAAGACACCCUCGAGCGGCUUCGGCAUGCGCAUACUGAACUCGGCCAGCGCUACACCGAAGUGCGCGAGGUCAACGAGUACAACAUCGCGCAGAUUGAAGAGCACGAGGCUCAGUUGGAGCAACUGCGAAUGGAGAACGAAGGGCUGCGGAGCGACUUGGGCUUCGAGUAUAGCGAACUGCUGUUUCUUAAGCUGCAGAUGAAGUCGAUGGAAGUGGAUGUCGACGCCAUGGGUGAGGAUAUGGGGAUCUCCGCAACAAGCGCCGCCGGCUCCGGAAGACAAAGCAAGAAGAAUCGCAUUCUGUCAGAGAUGGAUCGCUGGCGGUCUGACUGGCAAGACGUCUACGGCAGAUUCAAGCGGCGGAGGAGCAAGUACGGAGUAUCUCCGGAUCGGCGCGACAGCGUUUCCAGCGCCGGCACUCAGGACAUCCCCGGAAGUGGCGAAGGAGUCGAAUGGCAUCUGGAAACCGUAAAGGAAGGCCUCGGACGAGUAACAAGCCUGACUAUCCGAAGAAUGGAUGGCAGUUGUGAAUCUAUUCCCGCCGAGGCAAAGUCAGCAGACGACCUGGCAGGCUCAGAGGAAUUCACGCCGCUCCAGGACUCAAUCGCCACUCUAUCACCUUCAUCACAGCAACCAAAAGACCUAGAUGGUCAACCCCAACAAACAAUUACGCAAGGUCCCAGCGAGCCACAAAUCGCAAACCAGAAAUCUCACAUCUACACUUACGCGGAGCAAGGAACCCAGACCGAUCCACUCCGAUUAGUACUAUCGCAGGACGAGGAGAAAGAGGAGGAACAAGAGGAAAUCUACGAAGAUGAAGAUGAAGAAACUCCCAACGCAGCAGACACUACUACAAUAUUUCCUUACAACAGCAGCACCCCUCAAUCCCCACUCCCCAACCCAGCCGACGAACCAGGCCUCUCCGACGAGGAAGAAGAGGAAGAAGAAGAAGCAGAGGAAGACGACAACGACAGCGACUGCGCCAUCACCACUUCCUCUUCCUCCGAAGCCGACGAUCUCGACCGCGAAUACGACUCCGAAGACGCCAUUGACGUCGAGGAAGCCGACGAAGACGAAGGCACGAUCCUCGGCGAGAGCGUCACCAGCAUGAAACCUCCCAAGACCGCUUGGCAGGAACUCUGGGACUCCUUGGCGAACCUCUCCGGCAUGGGUGAGGAGGAUGAGGAUUGA